ACUUAACUACACAACCAAAGAAUAAGCAGUACUUAAAUAUUGUACCUUUCUCUGUCACAAGUUAAUUUAUUAUUUCAACUCUCAAAUAUUGAUAAUCUCAAAGUUAGAGGAUUGACUAACAAAAUAAACACUGUUACAAAUUUGUUCUACCCUUAAUAAAUACUUACAACAAAGAUCCAUAGGCUUUCAGUUUUGCAAUUACAAUGAGGAAAGUUGAGUCAAGUGGUUCAUAUUUCGCUCUUCUUCUUCUUCUUCUAGUUGUUUCCCACACGGGGGCAACAGCAGCAGCAGGCUUGUUCAUCUUUGGAGACUCCACAGUGGAUGCUGGAAACAACAACUAUAUUCAGACAAUUCCUGAGAACAGAGCCAAUUUUAAACCAUAUGCCCAGAAUGGUUUCUUCCACGAACCCACUGGUCGCUUCUCCGAUGGUCGUAUCAUCGUUGAUUUCAUAGCUGAAUAUGCAAAGUUGCCACUAAUUCCUCCAUACCUGCAACCGAAUGCUGAUUUCAGCAAUGGAGUCAACUUUGCUUCCGGAGGUGCUGGAGUUCUUUCUACCACUCAUCCUGGUUUGGUUAUUGAUCUUGAGAGACAACUAAAGCACUUUGAAGAAGUGCGCAAAUCGCUAACGGAAAAAAUGGGAGCAGCCAAAGCAGAGGAACUCGUAUCAGAAGCAGUUUACUUCAUCAGUAUCGGGAGUAACGAUUACAUGGGGGGUUACUUUGGUAAUGAAAUGAUGCAGCAAUUGCAUGGUCCUGAAGAAUAUUUAGGGAUGGUCGUUGGAAACUUGACUCAGGCAAUUCAAGAAUUGUAUGAGAAAGGGGCCAGAAAAUUUGGUUUCCUAAGCUUGUCACCAUUGGGAUGCUUGCCAGCUCUUAGAGCACUCAAUCCAAAUGAAGCUGUUGGAGGUUGCUUCCAAGCUGCUUCUGAUCUUGCAUUGGCUCAUAACAAUGCUCUCACAAUUGUCCUCACUAGCCUUCAACAUAUACUGCAAGGCUUUAAUUAUUGCAACUCCAACUUCUACGAUUGGCUUCUUCAGAGAGUUAACAAUCCCUCAAAGUAUGGUUUCAAGGAAGGAAUGAAUGCUUGUUGUGGAGCAGGGCCUUAUGGAGGUAUAAAUGCAUGUGGUGGAACCAAAAAGGCUACUGAUUAUCAUCUAUGCGACAACGCCAAAGACUAUAUAUGGUUUGAUUCUUUUCACCCAACAGAGGGCAUACAUGAACAAUUUGCAAAAGCUCUCUGGGAUGGACCAUCCUCCUCUGUAGGACCUUACACUCUUCAGAACCUAUUCUUUAGUAAAGAGAAACAAACUAUAGCUGACCUUGUUGAUAUAUAAUUCAGACGAUCAGCUGCACAACUUUUAAUAGUUUGCCUUCUUUA
Molecule: messenger RNA, 1378 nt
Organism: Lycium ferocissimum
Lineage: Eukaryota; Viridiplantae; Streptophyta; Magnoliopsida; Solanales; Solanaceae
Product: GDSL esterase/lipase 1-like
Exons: 5
Coding region: 204-1334 (376 amino acids)
Molecular function (GO): hydrolase activity, acting on ester bonds
Source: RefSeq, a predicted model, not a curated record